AUGACCACAUACGACGCUCUACAACCGUCGAAACUCGGCACCAAAGAGCACUGGGACAAUGUCUAUCAGCAAGAACUUGAAAAUUUCGAAGAAAUCGGGGAUGAAGGGGAAAUCUGGUCAGCUGUUAUGCGUUCUUGGUUCCAUUUUGUGCCAUUGCUUAUGGGUGAAGUUAGGUUUGGGGAGGACAGCGUGGAGAAAAUGGUAGACUGGGUUUCCGAACAUGUUCCCCCCUCAAAUAACGCGUCAAUUCUUGAGGUAGGUAGUGGCAAUGGAACCCUGUUGUUCGGGCUUCUUGAGGCAAGCUACGACCCUGCGACACUAUACGGAAUCGAUUAUAGCGCAGGUGCAGUAAAACUGGCUGCUGGAAUUGCGGAAUCUAGGGGAGCUUCCAGAAUCACCUUCUCUGAAUGCGAUUUUCUGAACGAGGAUCCCAUUUUACCAAAGAAUGUGGAUAGUUCUGCUGAAGGGAUCCAAGUGUGGGACCUUCUGCUUGACAAGGGAACAUACGAUGCAAUUGCCUUGGGAGAAAAGAACGAACAGGGGUAUUCUCCCGCUGUAAAAUAUCCCAAUCGUGUCUCCCGUUUGUUGAAACCGGGGGGUUUCUUUUUGAUCACAUCGUGCAACUUCACCGAAGAGGAAUUGAAAGUCAACUUCUCCACUGAGGACACCGGUCUAAUCUAUCAGUAUGCAUAA
Molecule: messenger RNA, 693 nt
Organism: Psilocybe cubensis
Lineage: Eukaryota; Fungi; Basidiomycota; Agaricomycetes; Agaricales; Agrocybaceae
Exons: 3
Coding region: 1-693 (230 amino acids)
Biological process (GO): peptidyl-lysine dimethylation; peptidyl-lysine monomethylation
Cellular component (GO): cytoplasm
Molecular function (GO): protein-lysine N-methyltransferase activity
Source: RefSeq, a predicted model, not a curated record